Molecule: messenger RNA, 2827 nt
Organism: Priapulus caudatus
Lineage: Eukaryota; Metazoa; Priapulida; Priapulimorpha; Priapulimorphida; Priapulidae
Product: clarin-3-like
Exons: 4
Coding region: 80-898 (272 amino acids)
Source: RefSeq, a predicted model, not a curated record
GAGAAGAAAGUCCACAGAGAAGAAUGUAUUUCAGGCACCCACCACCGUCAGUCCAUAUAUCCAAGUCGCAAAAGUGAAGAUGGCAGUAACGAGUCGUAAGAAGCAGCGUGCGUGUAUCUUUACAACUAUAAUAUUGUCUCUGGUAGCGGUAGCGGUGCUAGCAACCGCAAUAGGCACGGAAAACUGGAUAACUUCAAAGCCAGAACGAAUUGAAAUCACUAGUCCAAACACUACGUCGACUAAUGGUAAUGCUACUGGCGAUCCACCUGUCGAGAAAGAAAAAGGAGCCAUGCGGCUAGGAUUGUUUCGUGCAGUUGGGACUUUGACACGCAGUCCUCUGCAACCUAAACAUGUUCAACUUAAUAUAACCUGUGGCAGUGGCUAUUGCAUAUAUGAAUAUGAGGAAAAUGAUUUAAAUGGUGCCUUGAAAGCAAUGGAAGACAAGGGUGUGAAUCCGCAAGAGGUUGGCCUAUUCAGUCGUGGUCUUUUUGUCUCCCUCAUGAUUUUUGCAUCGCUAGCACUUAUUUUGGGAAUGGUCAGUGCAAUAUUUGGUCUGAUCAAUGUCGUCACCAAACCAAUAGAAACUAUAAAUGGUCCUCUUGGUUUAUUUAUCUGGAAUGGACUUGGCUUCACAUUCUCUUUGACAACAACGUUAAUGUACGUCUGGCUAUUCGAAAAAUACCUGAGUGUCAACUAUCUCCCAGAGAAGAUCAUCAACUAUGAGUAUUACACAGCGGAUGAAACGUGGCUGGACUGGUCCUUCUACCUGACGAUCGUACCAGUGGUCUGUUUCCUCAUCAACAUUCUUCUAGUCUUCUUAUCCGGGAUCAAUUUCCAGCCAAUGCUAAGGAGAAGGGAGGAUAUUUCGUCAAACAAUCCGGAUAUGAUCCUGUACUGAGUUGAUCAGGUAUGGGACUGAGUGUAUGCAUCUUACAUUGGACUUGAAAUCAAGGAAACAUGUCUGUAGGUGUUUUCAUUGUGUGUGGGGGUGUGUGACAGUGUGUGGGAAAUUUAAUGAUGUCUACGUGCAUGUUUAAAUGUUAGCUCUGAGAAACGGUAUUUUUGCUCAAUGUGAAACUAUGAGAUGUUUUAUGUUUCACAGUUGUGUGCAUGAUUACAAUUUAAAUUGUGAGUAUAUCCCGUUUAAGCAAAGAUAAAUGCAAUACAUUUCUCCAUCUAUGAGUGAGUAAAUCUUCAAGGAUAAAUCAUAGUGAAGAUGAGUAUGUAAUGGCAACCAUUCUCAUUUUUAGGCAUUGUAAUCCUUAUGUGACUAUCACGAUAAAGAUAAUUGGCCUUAAAUACAUAAUUGUCUCACAUCCAUUUCUUUUAUGCGGAACACAGGACGAGAACUAUACACAAUGCAUGUAAAUACAGAUGGAAUCACUCUUCUUGUAAGUUUUAUGCACCUGGUUUUAGUAACUGAAAUACCUUAUAUAUCCAGUGUGAAGUGUAAGACACUUGCUAAAAAAUGCCCUGCCAUAUGUAGCACUUGUAUUGCAUUGUCAGGAAUUGUGUAUUGAAUCAUAGACUGAUAUAAUUAUCAAAUUUGUGUAUGUAUUUAUAAUUCACAAAUAUAUGUCAUCACGGCAGCCAAAUCCAGUGAUUGUGGAGUCGUUACACCAUUUGUAGCAUUUUACCAUGUACGUAGAAAUUUAGUUUUUAUGUGUGUUUACAGAUAGCUGUAAUAUAUAUGCGAUUUUGUAAAUUUGCUAAAUGACUCCACGCAUAGACAUUUAUUCCAUAAUAAAUAUAUAUGCUAAUAUUCUAGAGAUUGCAAUAUUUCCACCAAAACUGACAAACAACAAUUACAUGGGCUGAAAUGUGUAUAUGUGUUCACAACUUCACAUUGUUUUAUUGAAUCAUUUAAUUUAGUGUGUUACAAUUUCUAACUGCUCAAACACCUACUGCAGGCCGUGCUACAUGUACUAGCCUUCUGUUCAGUAACGCAACUAUCUGUUGCGAGUUGGUUGUGGAAUAAUGGAAUGUAAAUUGGGUGUGCCACUAGAUGCCUCUUUUAGUGCCACGUAUUUACUUUAUGCUUUAUAUGCAAGAUGUAAUGAUAACGAGUGAGUGUAGGUUCCUGUUUAUACCGUAUCUGUACAUCUUACAAUCUUAUUACAUCUGUACAAUCUUAGGUUGCAGUGCUAAAGUCCAGACAGUUAUCGUUCUGUGAUAUGAGUGUGGAUUACUAUUUGCUUAUUGGGCAAAAAAAUCUUUCUAUUGAAGAAAUUUUAUUAUUGAAGGGGUGAAGUAUAGGAUGUAUCUCUUCAGAAGUGCCUGCUUUAGAACUUUAGAAAGUAACAUCAAAUAACGUCCAUUGCAUUUAUACCAAGUUUAGUCAUUUUACAUAUUAUUUACUAUGAAUGGGUAUAGCAAAAUGGCCUUAAUUUGUUUUGUAAGCAGUUGUGUGUUUUCUAACCCACUUUUUCCAGUAUGUAACAGUCUUGGUUAUCUGUUGAACGUAUAUAUAUAUAUAUAUAUAUAAAUUUACAGUGCAAACUGUGUUAACGGGCACGUCUAUAGGAUGGCUACACAUUUAUAGUGACCGUAACCCCCCACCCGCCCGCUGAAAAUAGGGGUAAGCGAGCAACGGGUGGUAUAAAUAUCCGUUGGACAGCUCACAUGAAGCAAGUGCAGCGGCUCACUGAUAACGAUGAAAUUGUUUAUUAAAAUUGAUGAAAUUAGUGAAAUAGAUGAUGCCUAUGCUCGUGUGAAGUGUUUCUCAGAGGGGAAAUCUUUAAAUGAGCUUUACUUAAUGGGACAGUAGCCUCUAGGAUUUUACUGCAUACAACUGUACUUACUGUAUAACAAAUCGUCUAUACCCACA